Molecule: messenger RNA, 666 nt
Organism: Hypomesus transpacificus
Lineage: Eukaryota; Metazoa; Chordata; Actinopteri; Osmeriformes; Osmeridae
Product: alpha-1,3-mannosyl-glycoprotein 4-beta-N-acetylglucosaminyltransferase C-like
Biological process (GO): protein N-linked glycosylation
Molecular function (GO): acetylglucosaminyltransferase activity
Source: RefSeq, a predicted model, not a curated record
AUGUAUCAGGAGAUUGUGGUGAUAGUCCCCCUGGCAGACUUUGACCUUACCUGGAAUCUUGUUCAAGAAAUCUCCAGGAAGUUUGCUCUUCACAUCAUAGCAGGAAGGCUUCUGGUGAUUCAUGCCCCUAAGCAGUUCUACCCACCCUUGGAGGGGCUGAAAAGGAACUACAACAAUCCGGAAGACAGGGUCCAAUUCCCCUCCAAACAAAACACGGAUUAUGCCUUUCUCCUGAAUUUCUGCACCAACCUCUCUCAUUUUGACAUGUUGCUUGAGGACGAUGCGCGUUGCUCAAAGAACUUCCUGACAGCCUUGAAGAAAGUGGUCACCUCAAGAGAAGGUUCCUAUUGGGUGAUGCUGGAGUUCUUCAAGCUUGGCCACAUUGGAAAACUCUCCCACUCUAAGGACCUGCCACGCUUGGUCCACUUCCUCCUUAUGUUCUACCAGGAGAUGCCCUGUGACUGGCUUCUAAUUCAUUUCCAAAAACACGUCAUCCAUUUCAAACCAUCCCUGUUCCAACACAUGGGGUACUACUCCUCCUAUAGAGAACCAGAGAACAAGUUGAAGGACGAAGAUUUUGAGGAAAACUCCAUUGACAUGCCUGACAAUCCUCCAGCCAGCCUUUACACAAACAUCAAUGCAUUUGAGAAUGAUGAUGCCCACUAA